GUCGAGAUCUUCAAGGAAUAAUGGCCGGUCCGAGUGUUGUUAGAGGCCACUAGUGGCGAUUACUUUGUCUUGGAAGAAAGAGCUAGCUGAAAUUACUUCAGUGGUACCGAAAACGUUGGAACAUUCUUGAAUAAGAAUAGUUUAUUUCAUUGACAGGCGUAAACAUUUGGACAUGAAUUCUGACGAAUAUAUAAAUUUACCCCAAUAUAUUUCUGAUGAGUGGUGUGGAGAGAGUAGCGGAAGUGAAGAUUUAAUUACUGACUAUAUAGGGGGUGAAGAAAUGAGUGAGAGACAUAGCGCUUCUGGUCCAUCACCCCUUGUUCCUACAAUAAGUGUAACACCUCUUUCACUUGCAGAAAAGGAUUAUCCCAUACUUGAAGACAAUCUGCAGCAGCUGCAUUACAUCCAUGAAAGUGUACAGCAGAUGAGAGAACUAAUAGUCCAACCUGUAAGAAGUCAAGAAGCAAGCAGGUUAAGUGCUUCAUGCCCAUCUCUCAAUGAUGCUGGAUCUGACCCUGACUUAGUUUCCAGCUUAAAUUCAACUCCUCCCCAAAUUUUGACAUUGACAACACCUGCCACCACCCACUCAUUACCUCAUAAAAGAGGUUCAGGUGAGUGGAAACUGUAUAGAAGAAAUAUGGGUUUGCAAGGUGAUAUUGAAGUUUCACGAAGAAGAAGUUGGUCUGCAUUAGAAGAUCUUACACACUAUAAGGAUUCUACUAAGGCCAGUUGUCACAGAAGUGGUAAUGAAUUAUGUGGUGUCAGCUUAAACAGUGUGGAAUCUGAUAUGGAUGAUCCAUUCUGUGAAAGUACAACUAAUCUUUUAGGAACACAUGAAGUUACUUCAAGAGUUCGGCAAACACAUACUCAUAUCAAUUCAUCCACUCAUUCUCUUAAUGAAGCAGAAUUUCAUAAUGUUUUCAAGAAAGUUGAAUCUAAAAGUGAAGCUGAAACUAGACUAAUUAAUGCUCGCAUUAGUUUACCUCUUCAAAAAUCUGUGACAGUUAAUGAUCUAGAUACUGACCCAUUUUUAGGACUACAAGACGAAGAACCAGAUUCCUGGACCUCUACCGUUACCAAGGAGGUAAUGAAGGAAUUGAACAAAAAGGAGAUUAAGAGACAGGAACACUACUACGAAUUUAUUAUGACAGAAAAAAACCAUUGCCUUACGUUAAGAGUCAUGCAGAAGGUUUUUGUUGAAGGUUUACAGAAAUAUUUGAAAUUUGGAGCUAACGUGCAAAGAAUGUUCCCUCGAUUAGUUGAUUUGAGUGAAAUUCAUUUGGGGUUUCUUCACAAAUUAAGAACACGUCAGAGAGAGGCUCCAGUUAUACAAUAUUUGGGUGAUAUUCUUGAAUCUCAGUUCAGUGGUGCUUGUGCUGAACGUUUAAAGGCAGUUUAUGGCGAAUUUUGUUCAAAUCAUCAUAAUGCCAUAAGUAUUUAUAAAGAUUAUAUACAGCAUGAUACAAGAUUUGCUGAAUUCAUCAAAAACUGCCAGGCUAAUCCUUUACUUAAGAAAAAAGGCAUUCCAGAAUGUAUAUUAUUUGUUACUCAACGUUUAACCAAAUACCCACUCUUAAUUGAUGCAUUGAUUAAAAUGACUAAGGACAAUGAAGAAGAACAGGGAAGGCUUGAGAGGUCAUUAACUUUAGUCAAGGAAAUAUUAGUUGAAGUUGAUGCUCAAGUUGCUGAAAAGGAGAAAGAAGAUAGGAAGCUCGAAAUAUAUAAUAAACUUGAAGCUAAAUCCUACGCUAUCCACAGAGGUCAUAAAUUUAAAAAAGCUGAUAUAUUAGGAGCAAACAGAAAGUUGAGGUUCGAAGGCAUUGCCAUGUUAAUGCAAGGUCGUGGGAAAAUGCAAGUAGUAUUGGUAAUAGUAUUUUCUGAUGUUUUAUGUUUCUUGCUUGAAAACAACCAUAAGUACUCAUUCUUCACUCCAGAAAAUAAGGAUGGUGUUGUGUCUCUUCAAAAACUACUUGUGAGAGAGAAGGCCGGUCAAGAAUCAAGAGGAAUCUAUCUGAUUUCAUCAAAUCCAAAUGAACCAGAAAUGUUUGAACUCAAAGUUCAUAAUCCAAAAGACAAACAAGUAUGGAUUAAAGCAAUAAGAGCAGCAGUGCAAAAUUGUCCUGAAGAUGAUAAAGAAAGCAGAGGACUUGUUUUAAGUGCUGAAGAAAAACAGAAACAGUUUGAUACUAAACAAAAACAUAUAAAAGAAAUUGUAGAAAUUCUUAGACAAAAAGAUCACGAACAAGCACAAAUCUUAGAGGAAAAAAUGGCCCUACAAUUGAAACUCUUGGCAACUGCUGGUCUAGAAAACGUCCCUGAGAGGCCUAAUUACAUGUCUUUAGUGUCCGAACAAUUGGAUAACAUAAAAAUAAGAAAAGAUGUUCUAACAGCAGUCAAGAAUCUAAAUCAAUUGGCAAAGUCCUUAUAUACCUCAGCUACAAAUUUAUCUCAAAGUGCCAGUUCAGUUGGUGAACGACAAAUCGAAUCUUGUAUUUCACCUACUUCAUCUGUACGUGCUGAAACUUUGGGUGGUUUAGAGAAUCAAGAUGCAGAAGAUGAUUUUGAGUCUCCUCUACUUCUUAUGACUGGUCAAGACCACCAGCUAGCUGCUACAGAACUUUCUCAUCAUGUAUACACUCUUUCAUGCAUAAUUUCUCAACAAAUGACAACUAUUGAUAGCCUGGAAGCUGAUCUAACAACUUUAAAGUCUCAUUUAGGAGAUUCAGGAAAAACAACGUACAGACACAAUCAACAACUAGAGGAGCUUCGAAAUCUGCAAGAUAAAUUGCAAAGCGAAAAAGAAAUAUGGCAAAGAGAAAGAGACAGUGAACUUAAUGAGCUGGAACAACGGAGAGAAGAAUUAUUGCAAUUGCAGGAGCAAAUUCGCCUUGAACAGGCAGACAUCAUUCAACAAAGAGAAAAACUUUACAGAAAAUUAGAAACACUUAGUAGCCAAGGUAUUGUGAUGAGUCCUACAUUAGCUGGAGCUACUACAUCACCAGACGAUAUUUCUUGGACUAAUACACUUAUACAUACUCCUCCCAGUGAUCGUAAAAGGAAAUCUGAUUCCAUGAAGUGGAAGUCAAGUACUGUAAACAAAUCUGCAACAUUGCCUCUUAAUCUAAUUAGUACUACAAACCAACAAAAAGUGUCAUCAAAUGUACAAAUCAAACAGCAGUUACCUUUAAAACUCUCAACUAAGUUAGGAAACAGUGGUAACAGUACUGUUGCUUCUGCUACUGGAUCUCAACAAAUGCUUCCACUCAAAUUAAGAGAAGGGACAGGAGGAGAUGCUAAAAAAACUAGUGCUUUAAGUACAACUCCUCAACUUCCAUCUCAUUCAAGAACUGGUUCGAGUCCAGCAACGAUGCAGAACAUUCAGGGAGAGUCUAAAGCUGGAGUUAAAGCAGCUCGUACCAAUACUUACCCCAAACUCCCUGAUAAAUUCAGAAUAAGGUCUUCUGAAGCGAAUCAAAUUCCUACUUAUAAUACUGAAGAAGUUAUUUUUUUCUAAUAUUUAAGUACUUUUUCUAAUUAUUGUACAUUUAUACAUAUUAUUAAAAAUUUUCAUAUUAAAUAAAAUGUAAAUAAAAUAUUUUAACUUAUUAUAUAUUUGUAUAUUAAUUGAUUUUAUUUUUAAAUUAAUAUUGACACAAACAAAUUUAUUCAAGCAUGUAUAUGUUUUGCUAUGGUGAUAGUGAAAUAACAAAUAAAUGCUUGUGUGAAAUUGAAUAUAAAUAUAUAAACUUUCAUCAAAUUUAUCUGAAUGAUUUUAUUUCUUAAUAACUCAUGGCCGAAAUUAUCUACUCGUUAACUGAAUAUUUUUACUUUAAAUGUAUAAAUAAAUGUAUUAACGCUUUCAAACUGAAUACUAAUGUAAAUAGAUCAUGUCAUGUUAUUCUUAAAGAAACAUUUUUACAUUUUACUGUUUCACAAGAUAUGACUCUAUGUUAGUAAUAUUGAAAGACUAUUUUGAUAUAUUUUCUAAUUU
Nezara viridula (southern green stink bug) is the source of this 3991-nucleotide messenger RNA. The record is from the annotation of a GenBank genome assembly. Lineage: Eukaryota; Metazoa; Arthropoda; Insecta; Hemiptera; Pentatomidae.